Messenger RNA from Pantherophis guttatus, 2353 nucleotides. RefSeq names its product C1q and TNF related 7 (gene C1QTNF7). The record is from RefSeq and is a predicted model, not a curated record. Lineage: Eukaryota; Metazoa; Chordata; Lepidosauria; Squamata; Colubridae. Gene Ontology annotation, molecular function: protein binding.
UAUACUGCAAUGGCUUGUUCAUGUAUUAUUGCAGAACUAUUCAUUCAGCACUGAUCCAAGGUAUAAUAUUUGGGGGGAGUGGGCAAUGUAACUGAGAGAAUCUCUCCUUUAGACCAAGGCAGCCAGAGAGGCUGUGUUCCUCAAGGAGGCUGCCUUAUCUAGUCUGCAUUCUUCUGCCAUUAGGGUGUACCAGUGAUCAAAUAUGUGAGAAUUUCAAAAAGGGGAACCAGGAAAUUAUUUAUCAAGUUUUAGUAUUACAGUAAUGUUGGUGCCAAAGUUUGAGGGGGGAGAGGGAGCAGGCUCAACCGAACACAACAUCUGCAGACAUUGUCGAGGCUCCAGCUGUUCAGAACUCUUUCAAGCCAUUGCCAGAGAUGUUUGUGCUGCUCUGUAUAACAGGUUUUGCCUUCUAUAUCAAUGGCCAACCACUCCACAACCAGUUUAAAGGAGAAAACUACUCCACAAAAUAUGUUUGUAGCAUACCUGGGUUACCUGGCCCCCCAGGCCCUCCUGGAAACCACGGCUCACCUGGAUCACAUGGCCGGGUUGGGAUCCCAGGACGAGAUGGACGAGAAGGCAAAAAGGGAGAAAAGGGUGAGAAAGGAAAUGCAGGUGUAAGAGGAAAGAUGGGUCCUGCAGGACAAACUGGAGACAAAGGAGACCAAGGGCAGCCUGGCAAAAGAGGGCCUACGGGAUUAGUAGGAGGUAAAGGUGACAUGGGACCUCUUGGUCCAGCAGGACCAAAAGGGGAGAAAGGAGAAAGAGGAAAAACAGGUUCACCGGGAAUCUGUAAAUGUGGGCAAAUCAUACUGAGAUCAGCUUUCUCUGUUGGUAUAACUACAAGUUACCCAGAGGAAAGAUUGCCAAUCAUAUUUAACAAAGUCCUUUUUAAUGAAGGGGGACAUUAUAAUCCUUCAACAGGAAAGUUCAUCUGUGCCAUCCCAGGGAUUUAUUAUUUCUCCUAUGACAUUACACUAGCAAAUAAACACCUUGCCAUUGGUCUAGUUCAUAAUGGAAAAUUCAGGAUAAAGACAUUUGAUGCUAACACAGGAAACCAUGACGUGGCAUCUGGGUCAACUGUGAUUUACCUUCAGCCUGAGGAUGAGGUGUGGCUUGAAAUCUUCUACACUGACCAAAAUGGUCUUUUUUCUGAUCCCACAUGGGCAGACAGUCUGUUUUCAGGAUUUCUCUUAUAUGUAGAUACAGACUACCUUGAUGCUCUGUCAGAUGAAGAUGACCUGUGAUGGAGAUGGCUACAUACUUCUAAAUGAAUAAAAAGCAAUGGACAGAAUCUGCCCUUCCCUCUUAAUAACGGUGAUGCCUUUGUCUGGAAUUUUGUUUUGUUGUCAAAUGCCCCAAAGUAAAAGACUUAUUUUCAAAUAAUAGAAACUUUAAUGAUUGUCUGCUUCUUUUUAGAAUCCAAGAAAUAAAAAAACAGGUUUAAUAGUAUUUAAAUACAAUUAAACAUAAUAUUUUAGACAAUAGAUAUUGAGUAAUGACAUGGUUCUUGUGAAUGACAGGAGUUAGUUGAGUAGUUGAAUAAUGAUUAUUAUGAAAACAUAGAUAUCAGUAGUAAAUAUUUUAUUUUUUAAAAAGAGGUACGUCUGGGGUAAUAAGACAUGCUAUUACAAUUACUUUUUUGAAUGAUUUCACCCCAAUCAUAAUAGAGAAAAAUGAAUAGAUCAAUUUCUGUAGACUUUUAAGUCAAACCAUUAAUUAAUCCAAUUCUGUAUUAGCAAUUCUAGAGUUGGUUAAUACUUCUGGAGACUUCCAUAUUUCUUCUCCCCUCCAUGAUAACUACAUUCUUUGUGGGAAAGAAUUUUUACUAGUUAAUUGUUCUGUUAGGAAAUUUCUCCUUAGUUAUAGGUUGCUUCUCUCUUAGAUUAAUUUCCAACUGUUGUUUCUUGUCUUGUCUUCUGGCACUUUGGAAAAUAGGUUGACCCCCUUUUCUUUGUAGCAGCCCCUCAAAUUGAAUUGAAUUGAAAUUGAAUUGAAACUGAACUCCCACCUCACCCCGCUCUGUGAUUCUCAUUAAUUCCUCAUGCUGCUGCUCAAAAAGCGAAUUAGAAUCAAUGAUGUACUUCUUUUGGGGAUUUGAUCCAUUUAGCACCUUAUUUUACCUUAAAGACUUUUUUUGAAUAAAUUCUUAGAUAAUCAACAUUUCCCUUGCAAUGAAAUACAAUUCCCUUCCCCCAUAACUACUUUUAAAAAUUAAGAAGUAGAUUUUUCUUUCUCAAGAGCUAUAUUAAAAUCUAUGUAAUUUUUCUCUGAAAAUGAAAUGUUGCCUUCCUAAACAUCAUCGUUCUGAACGAUCGAAAUCUUUAUAAUAAAUCAUCAUCAUCAUCUCACUUCA